This is a messenger RNA of Chlorocebus sabaeus (green monkey), 4040 nucleotides long. RefSeq names its product protein tyrosine phosphatase non-receptor type 22 (gene PTPN22). NCBI's taxonomy places the organism in Eukaryota, Metazoa, Chordata, Mammalia, Primates, Cercopithecidae. Gene Ontology annotation, molecular function: non-membrane spanning protein tyrosine phosphatase activity. Gene Ontology annotation, biological process: protein dephosphorylation; T cell receptor signaling pathway; negative regulation of T cell activation. Gene Ontology annotation, cellular component: nucleus; cytoplasm. The record is from RefSeq and is a predicted model, not a curated record.
AAGACAUGUAACUCUAAAUGGUGUCUGUCUUCUUUCCUGGGCUAACUGAACUUUGCAGAGUUCACCUGGAACAUAAGGAAACAGAAGGUGUCAACUGGUCCCUUGUGCUCACUGGGGAAAUGGGGAGAGACAGAACUCAUGCAGGAGACCUGUAAUUCUGCUCUUUCUCUGGGAGGCAAGAAGAAAGGUGGGUUUUGCGUAUGGGUGAUGGAAUGGAAUAGUCUCAGAGUUAAGCAGACCACAAUUUAUGUUCCGCUUAGCCUCUUGUUUGUUAAAAAUUUGAAUUGUAACCAGGUUCCUUUGCUGAGAAGGAAGGCGCUAGGGCCCUGGAGCAAGAUGAUGGCUGUGUUAUGUGACCACAGAAGGUGGUUACGUACUAAUUUCCUCUAGGGCUUGUGAUGAAGUCAGUAAACCACAGACUUCAGCAUGCUCUGCUCAGGCGGCAGCAGUGGCUUUUUGGAGGUGUCUCGGCCAUGACACACAUUUGACAUGCCCUCCCUCAACCUGCUUAUAGACUAUUUCUCUUGCUCUGCAGCAUGGACCAAAGAGAUAUUCUGCAGAAGUUCCUGGAUGAGGCCCAAAGCAAGAAAAUUAACAAAGAGGAAUUUACCAAUGAAUUUCUGAAGCUGAAAAGGCAAUCUACCAAGUACAAGGCAGACAAAACCUAUCCUACAACUGUGGCUGAGAGGCCCAUGAAUAUCAAGAAAAACAGAUAUAAGGAUAUUUUACCCUAUGAUUAUAGCCGAGUAGAACUAUCCCUGAUAACCUCUGAUGAGGAUUCCAGCUACAUCAAUGCCAACUUCAUUAAGGGAGUUUAUGGACCCAAGGCUUAUAUUGCCACCCAGGGUCCUUUAUCUACAACCCUCCUGGACUUCUGGAGGAUGAUUUGGGAAUACAGCAUCCUUAUCAUUGUUAUGGCAUGCAUGGAGUAUGAAAUGGGAAAGAAAAAGUGUGAGCGCUACUGGGCUGAGCCAGGAGAGAUGCAGCUGGAAUUUGGCCCUUUCUCUAUAUCCUGUGAAGCUGAAAAAAGGAAAUCUGAUUAUAUAAUCAGGACUCUAAAAGUUAAGUUCAAUAGUGACACUCGAACUAUCUACCAGUUUCAUUACAAGAAUUGGCCAGACCAUGAUGUACCUUCAUCUAUAGACCCUAUUCUUGAGCUCAUCUGGGAUGUACGUUGUUACCAAGAGGAUGACAGUGUUCCCAUAUGCAUUCACUGCAGUGCUGGCUGUGGAAGGACUGGUGUUAUUUGUGCUAUUGAUUAUACAUGGAUGUUGCUAAAAGAUGGGAUAAUUCCUGAGAACUUCAGUGUUUUCAGUUUGAUCCAGGAAAUGCGGACACAGAGGCCUUCAUUAGUUCAAACUCAGGAACAAUACGAACUGGUCUACAAUGCUGUAUUAGAACUAUUUAAGAGACAGAUGGAUGUUAUCAGAGAUAAACAUUCUGGAACAGAGAGUCAAGCAAAGUAUUGUAUUCCUGAGCAAAAUCACACUCUCCAAGCAGACUCUUAUUCUCCUAACUUACCAAAAAGUACCAUAAAAGCAGCAAAAACGAUGAACCAACAAAGGACAAAAAUGGAAAACACAGAAUCUUCUUCCUUUGACUUUAGGACUUCUGAAAUAAGUGCAAAGGAAGAGCUAGUUUUGCACCCUGCUAAAUCAAGCACUUCUUUUGACUUUCUGGAGCUAAAUUACGGUUUUGACAAAAAUGCUGAUACAACCAUGAAACGGCAGACAAAGGCAUUUCCAACAGUUGGGGAACCUCUUCAGAAGCAUCAAAGUUUGGAUUUGGGCUCUCUUUUGUUUGUGGCAUGUUCUAAUUCUAAACCUGUAAAUGCAGCAGGAAGAUAUUUUGAUUCAAAGGUGCCAAUAACACGGACCAAAUCAACUCCUUUUGAAUUGAUACAGCAGAGAGAAACCAAGGAGGUGGACAGCAAGGAAAACUUUUCUUAUUUGGAAUCUCAACCACAUGAUUCUUCUUUUGUAGAGCUGCAGUCUCAAAAAGUAAUGCAUGUUUCCUCAGCAGAACUGAAUUAUCCACUGCCGUAUGACUCUAAACACCAAAUAUGUAAUGCCUCUAAUGUGAAGCACCAUGACUCUAGUGCUCUUGAUGUAUGUUCUUACAUACCUUUAGUGGAAGAUCCUUAUUUUUCAUCAUGGCCUCCAAGUAGUACCGGUUCUAAGAUGUCUCUUGAUUUACCUGAGAAGCAAGAUGGAACUGUUUUUCCUUCUUCUUUGUUGCCAACAUCCUCUACAUCCCUCUCCUCUUAUUACAAUUCACAUGAUUCUUUAUCACUGAAUUCUCCAACCAAUAUUUCCCCACUAUUGAACCAAGAGUCUGCUGUACUAGCAACUGCUCCAAGGAUAGAUGAUGAAAUCCCCCCUCCACUUCCUGUACGGACACCUGAAUCAUUUAUUGUGGUUGAGGAAGCUGGAGAAUUCUCACCAAAUGUUUCCAAAUCCUUAUCCUCAGCUGUGAAGGUAAAAAUUGGAACAUCACUGGAAUGGGGUGGAGCAUCUGAACCAAAGAAAUCUGAUGACUCUGUGAGACUUAGACCAAGCAAGAGUGUAAAACUCCGAAGUCCUAAAUCAGAACUACAUCAAGAUCGUUCUUCUCCCCCACCUCCUCUCCCAGAAAGAACUCUAGAGUCCUUCUUUCUUGCCGAUGAAAAUUGUAUGCAGGCCCAAUCUAUAGAAACAUAUUCUACUAGCUGUCCUGACACCAUGGAAAAUUCAACAUCUUCAAAACAGACACUGAAGACUCCUGGAAAAAGUUUCACACGGAGUAAGAGUUUGAAAAUUUUGCGAAACAUGAAAAAGAGUAUCUGUAAUUCUUGCCCACCAAACAAGCCUACAGAAUCUGUUCAGUCAAAUAACUCCAGCUCAUUUCUGAAUUUUGGUUUUGCAAACCGUUUUUCAAAACCCAAAGGACCAAGGAAUCCACCACCAACUUGGAAUAUUUAAUAAAACUCCAGAUUUAUAAGAAUAUGGGCUGCAAGUACACCUGCAAAUAAAACUACUGGAAUACUGCUAGCUAAAAUAAAUGCUCUAUAUGCAUAAUAUCAAAUAUGAAGAUAUGCUAAUGUGUUAAUAGCUUUUAAAAGAAAAGCAAAAUGUAAGUGCCAGUUUUGCAUUUUCAUAUCAUUUACACUGAGUUGAAAACUGCAAAUAAAAGUUUGUCACUUGAGCUUAUGUAGAGAAUGCUAUAUGAGAAACACUUUUAGAAUGGAUUUUUCAUUUUUGCCAGUUAUUUUUAUUUUCUUUUACUUUUUUACAUAAAUGUAAACUUCAAAAGGUUUGUAAGAUUUGGAUCUCAACUAAUUUCUACAUUACCAGAAUGUACUAUAAAAAGUUAAAAAAAGAACUUACCUUGUGGGUUGCAAUACAAACUGCUCUUGACAAUGACUAUUCCCUAAGUUAUUUUUGCCUAAAUGAAGUAUACCUUGUAAAUCUUCCCAAAUAUUGUGGAAAACUGGAAUAUUAAGAAAAUGAGAAAUUAUAUUUACAAAAAUAAAAUGUGCAAAUAAUGACAAUUAUUUGAAUAUAACAACAAAGGAGUUCAACUGCAUUACUGAUAAGUUUUAAUCAAAGUCAUUAAAUUACCAAUUCUAGAAAAGUAAUCAAUGAAAUAUAAUAGCUAUCUUUUGGUAGCAAAAGAUAUAAAUUGUAUAUGUUUACACAGGAUCUUUCAGAUCAUGUGCAAUUUUUAUCUAACCAUCAGAAAUACUAGUUUAAAAUGAAUUUCUAUAUGAAUAUGGAUCUGCCAUAAGAAAAUCUAUUUCAACUCUAAUUUUAUGUAGUGAAUUGGCGGGUAAUUGUGUUUUACAAAGAAUCCACCUGACUUCCCCUAAUGCAUUAAAAAUAUUUUUAUUUAAAUAACUUUAUAACUUUUGGAAACACGUAGUAUUGUUUAAACAUCAUUUGUUCUUCAGUAUUUUUCAUUCAGAAGCCCAAUAGGACAAACUGAAUGAAAUAUUAUUAGCUGUCUGUUAUAGUACAAUGUAUCCAAUAGAUAAUCAAUAAACUUUUUUGUUUUUAAACUGA